AUGUUUUAUUGCAUACCAAGCCCACCGCAAAAUGGUGAACGUAACAGCGAUCUGGACGAGUGGUGCAUCGUGGAGCUACAGGGCGAUCUCGACGUGCGUGGCGAUCGCAUAAUGUCGGGCCAGUUUAUCGGCGAUCUGCUCUACAACAAAUACGGUCAACCGAUUCUAAUCAUUGGCCACCAUAUACUCCAAGGGCGGUUGCAGAAAAUCGAUAAACCCUUGCUAGUGGUUGAAAAGUGCGAUCUGAAGCGACGGGAUGCAACGGACGAGGAUGAAACGAUGCUAGAUAUUAGCCAACUACCAGUUACCCAGAGCCAGGAGCAACAGCAACAGCAGGAUCUGGACUCCACCGCUCACUCGAUCGCGUCUAACCGGACCGUUCUCGAUACGACCGUUGCGAUCGAACAUAAGGUGCUACCAAAGGUGGAGUACCGUGUAAGGGCCGUCGUACGGAACAAAGUGCUCUUUAAGGCACGCCCAAAGCCCAUCAUUGCAAACGUUUCGAAAACGGUGUAG
Molecule: messenger RNA, 516 nt
Organism: Anopheles maculipalpis
Lineage: Eukaryota; Metazoa; Arthropoda; Insecta; Diptera; Culicidae
Product: chromosome transmission fidelity protein 8 homolog
Exons: 3
Coding region: 1-516 (171 amino acids)
Biological process (GO): mitotic sister chromatid cohesion
Cellular component (GO): Ctf18 RFC-like complex
Source: RefSeq, a predicted model, not a curated record